AUGCUAACAACCACUCUGCUAGGCGUGGCGCUGGCCUGCCUAGCCGACCAAUCAGAAACCGCCAUAGAGCAGCCAAUGGGCAACCCUGAAGUAUUCCUCCAGCUAAAAUACGACGGGGGUGAACUCGAGAGGAUCUACCUCACACAAUUUCGGAAGGAAGGGAGGCCAGUACCCGCUCGCCAGAGCUUGUGCACGGAGCUGUGUCACGCAGGUUUUGGUGGCGACGCCUGCGGUUCAGCCUGCCUCUCUCUCAUGCCAGUCGGCCUGAAGACAGCUCUCACCAGCGGCAACAAGACAAGCGAACAAUAUGGACAACCCAGGGUCGAUGUCUGCCCGUCUUUGUGUAAUAACCAACUAGGUGAACCAUUAUGCAACUGUGGAAGUGGUACCACAUUCACCCACCCCACUAAUUGGACCAUGGUCUGCGAGGCGUUUUGUGUUACCGACGGAUAUGUACUAAACGGUUGUCCAGCCUGCGACUCCUACCCAGCCACAGUACAAACUUUGGCGGUCAGUGCAAGAAUGCUCGACACAGUCGAAGGCUGGCAGACCUGGUGCAACGUACAAUGCCGGCAGGGGCAGGGCGGCGCGGCUUGCAACUGCGAUCGAAUGCCAUUCUAAUGUCAAAAUUCCAGCGUCAUUCAUCAUUCCUUUUUAAAACAGAUUAUUUAAAUUAAAAUCUGACAGUUCGUAUUCAGUCAAGUUCGCACACGAAAAUGUCAAAUGGGGAAUGAAAAAAUAUUGCUGUCUAUGUUGAUUUGAAUAUUUUCUUCUCUUUGUUGAGUUAUUGGCGUUAAAAAAUUACAUGAUCAGAUUUCGUUGACCUAUAAGGUAAGUUAGUUGUAAUAUACCACUUAUUACGUAAAAUGUUUAAUAAAUAUAGCGUAUUUGGCACAUUCACUUUUGGAUUUAUUUUCUUCUGGGAGAAUUUGUUAAAGAUCAUUAAAUUAACGUUUACGUUUUAAUAACCGAAAACUUUGACUUCAAUAUGAAUAACAAUGUAAUAUUAUUUAUGUAAUUGACGAUGUUAACAAAUACUAAAAUGUAUAAAAAAAAUAAAUACUAAAAUGUAUUUUAAAAAGAAAUACUAAAAUGUAUUUUAAUAGCAUACUUUAUUUAGAGUCUCAUAAUUCGCACCAAAAAAUGAAAAUUUAUUGGCCUUAUAGUGAAAUUAUUAGUGCCGGUAAAAUUUGUUCAAUCAAUAAUUUUCUUUCUUUUUUAAUUCCCGUAUCCGCUUGUGCCAGAGUAAAUAUGCGCUAUAUUUUAAUAAUGUAAUAUGUUUAUUAGAAUAACAUGGCUUACUUUUAACUAUAAGGAAAAAUACAUUUACAUUAAUAUCGAUAGUAAAAAAUAUAUUUUUGAAAAUAUAGAUAUAUAAGAUGUAUAUACAAAAAUACUGUGCGAACGACAAUAUAAAAUUAGAUGAUAAUAACUGUAUUCGGUAAUUGUAAUUUUUAUUUUUAUUAAAUUUUAUUUAUGAUUUAUUUUUUAUUUUGUUUUUAACCUACCUGUCAAUUAAUAUCAUGGACGAAAAUUUGGGGUGGCAACAUUUCUGUUCAAAUCGUUUAUGAUGUACGAUUUUUCGUCUGGUAAUGAUAAAAAAAACAAAAAAGCCAUUUUUUUAGCUUGAAAUUAUGUUUAUUUAUCACGAAAUCUUGUCACUUCAAAAUUAAGUUCAAUGAGUAAUUAUUUUGACUCCCUAAAGUUUUCAAUUUAAAAAUUCGUGUCAGUAGUUGGCUAGAACGGUGUUGUUAGAACGAAAUUUUCCGUAAAUUUGUAAUUUGUAAACGUUGUUUAAACGUAGAUGAUUAAGAUGGUAAUUAAGUGUAAAAACAUAGUUAAUGUUAGACUAAUUUACACGAUACCAUAACGC
Zerene cesonia (dogface butterfly) is the source of this 1873-nucleotide messenger RNA. RefSeq lists its product as uncharacterized. NCBI's taxonomy places the organism in Eukaryota, Metazoa, Arthropoda, Insecta, Lepidoptera, Pieridae. The transcript is spliced from 4 exons. The coding region runs from base 1 to 621 and encodes 206 amino acids. The record is from RefSeq and is a predicted model, not a curated record.